UAAACCGUAAUUUAUAAGCAGACAGCAAAUUAAUAGCAAUCAAAUUGAAAAAAAAAUGUUUGAAAUUAAUUUCAACAACUCGAAGUCACGAAAUCGGAAAUAGGAAAUUAAAUAUUUCCUAACAAAAAUUGUGGUAUUCUUAUACUUGCGUUUUUCAUUUCAAUUUAGGUUAAUACUGUUCUCGAGAGUGUCAUGAACAGAAUUAUCCAUCUGGACAAACCGCUGAUGCUAAGACUGCUGCACCUCUUCCACUGCCAUCUUCAGAAAGUUUAUUAGUAGUUGACAAUGGCAGAUUUCAAAACAUCUUCGAGUAUAUUGACAAAAGAAUGUUUAAGAACCCAAAUUUGUGGAGAAGGCGAGUGGCCCAAAAACACAGUAAUAUACCAGCCUUAUGAAACAGAACAAAUCCUAUUACCUGACAACUCAAAAUGUUUAUCGGUUAAAACAUUUUUAAAAAUGGCUGGAUUAGAAUUCAUUGUGGAAGCCAGAGAAAAUGCCGAAUACAUGUCACCACAUCGAGGUAAAGUGCCCUUCAUUAAGGCAGGCCAGUUUUUAGUUGCUGACUUUGAACCAAUCGUCAGUUUUGCUCAAUCUAAAGGUUAUUCGCUAUCAACAAGUUUAGAUGAAGCUCAAAAGUGGGAUCUUAGAGUAUACAUGGCACUAGUGAAUAAUGUUCUUUUAAAUGCUGAGAUUUAUGUAACAUGGAACCACGAGCUUACUUAUAAGGAACUCACCAAGCCAAGAUACAGUUCUGUUUAUCCUUUCCCAUUGAACCACUGGGCUACAUAUAAUAAGCGCCGUGAAAUGUUAUCACAUUUAGAUGUGUUAGGUUGGAAAAAAAAAUCUUUAGACGAAGUAUUUAAGGAAGUGGAAAGAAUCUGCGAGUCAUUGUCAAACUUUUUGGGGGACAAGAAAUAUUUUUUUGAUGAAAAGCCGACUGAGUUAGACGCUUUAGUAUUUGGUCAUUUGUUUUCCAUCAUAACAACACCACUACUAAACAAUCGAUUUGCUGCUACUGUCAGAGCUUAUGACAAUCUAGUUCAAUUGUGUGUACGCAUUGAAACAGAAUUUUAUCAGUCUAGAAUUCUAUGAUAUAAAUAAUUGUUUAUUUGAUUGAAUAUUAGUUAGUAUUUACUAUUAUAAUUUAAUUAUACCAAAAUGGGCAAAAUUAAAUAAAAUAUUAACUAAACUGUUAUAUAGAAAUAUUUUAUAUGAUCUAAUGUUAAGAAGUGUUAAUAAAAUUAAUGAUAAAACA
Molecule: messenger RNA, 1255 nt
Organism: Acyrthosiphon pisum (pea aphid)
Lineage: Eukaryota; Metazoa; Arthropoda; Insecta; Hemiptera; Aphididae
Product: metaxin 2-like
Exons: 7
Coding region: 286-1092 (268 amino acids)
Biological process (GO): mitochondrion organization
Cellular component (GO): SAM complex; cytoplasm
Source: RefSeq, a predicted model, not a curated record